AUGCUGCAACCAUGCAAUAUCAGAACAAGAGACACUCCUCAACAAUACUAUUCUUACAGGAGAAGUACCGUAUGUUCCAAUGGGACUGAAUACAUCGCGAAAUAUUUAAUAAACACCCACCGCAGUAAUUGGGACGAGCUGAAGGAGACGCUGAAAUCGCGUAUCAAAGCUAAUAUCGAAGAGUUUAUUCACAGAGGUCCAGAUCCAUUGAUUGAACGAUCGAAUCUGCCGGCAACGACAGAUGGACUGGUCAUACCACCUUUCAGAGCGCGUGCAAAUAACCCUAAAUUUGGGCCAACUAGGACUCUCCCUAGCGAUAUGACUGAACAAGAGGCGAACGAGAUGCUCGAGACUGUUAUUGGAAUGAUUGACGGUGGACCACCCUUCACGAUCAAAAGAGUUUGCGAACUUGCUUUGCUUCCCAGGAAUCACUAUCGUACAGUUGGCAAGUAUCUACGAGGACUUGAACGGACGCUGCUGGUGACAUCUUCACCAAACACGUUUAAUCUACAAUCAAUGGAAGAAGAGGGUCCCUCCGUGUACAGUGAGCUUGGAAUGGAUGGCGUUCUAAAGAUCGUCAGCACACCCAUCUUCAGCCCCAUCGCCUUUCUACAUGACGACGCUCGUAGAAGAUCACAAUCGAGAAGCCCUCCUGCUUCACCUCUACGCUUACACAACUCUUUAGCUAUGGGAGAUGCUCCAGCAGAUGAGCCAAAAGGCUUGGGUCUAGUGGAUGAGCUCGACACCCCUGCUCCUGGCCACAUGGCUAGUAAACCUAAUCCCUUGACAGCCACAACGAGUAGUGAGCCACCGACUCCUACUGCAUCGAUGGAAUCUCUCCCUUCAUUAAGUGAGCGAUUCGUAAAAGCGGAGGAUACCGACGGGAAGGGCGAUGGGAACAAAGGGGGUGUGAGUGGUACAGACGGGAACAAGGGGGGCGAGGAUGGUAAAAAUGAAGACGCAGAAGUGGAAAAUAUGGUUUUGAGUCAGGAAGAGGACGUUCAGACAUAA
This is a messenger RNA of Acaulospora colombiana, 1011 nucleotides long. NCBI's taxonomy places the organism in Eukaryota, Fungi, Glomeromycota, Glomeromycetes, Diversisporales, Acaulosporaceae. The record is from the annotation of a GenBank genome assembly.